GCAGUCGCAGGAAUAUGCUGGAAGCCGGCGGGCGGACGCCCGGGCGGUGCUGAAGGGACAGUUCCCGCCGCCAAACUUGCCCCGCGGCGGCAGGGCGGGUGGGGCGGCCCCCGAGCCCGCGGGGGCACGUGAGCGAUGGAGACCAUCUGGAUCUACCAGUUCCGCCUCAUCGUGAUCGGGGACUCCACGGUGGGCAAGUCGUGCCUCCUGCACCGCUUCACGCAGGGCCGCUUCCCCGGGCUGCGCUCCCCCGCCUGCGACCCCACGGUCGGCGUGGACUUCUUCUCCCGCCUGCUGGAGAUCGAGCCGGGCAAGCGGAUCAAGCUGCAGCUGUGGGACACGGCGGGGCAGGAGCGCUUCAGAUCGAUAACACGAUCUUACUACCGCAACUCAGUUGGUGGGUUUUUGGUGUUUGACAUCACUAACCGACGAUCUUUCGAACACGUGAAAGAUUGGCUGGAGGAGGCAAAAAUGCACGUGCAGCCGUUUCGGAUUGUGUUUCUGCUGGUGGGGCACAAGUGUGACUUGGCUUCGCGACGUCAGGUGACGAGGGAAGAAGCCGAAAACCUGUCUGCAAACUGUGGUAUGAAGUAUAUAGAAACCUCCGCCAAAGACGCCACAAAUGUCGAGGAAUCCUUCACCAUCUUGACGAGAGACAUUUAUGAGCUUAUUAAAAGGGGGGAAAUUUGUAUUCAGGAUGGCUGGGAAGGGGUUAAAAGUGGUUUUGUUCCAAAUACUGUGCAUUCUUCCGAGGAGGCAGUGAAGCCCAGAAAAGAGUGCUUCUGCUGACUUCAGACGGGCCAAAGAACGGCGGUGGAGAGACUGGGGUCAUCUCGGGAUAAGCACCAACAUUAACGGCAGAACGGUCACGA
Lontra canadensis (Northern American river otter) is the source of this 872-nucleotide messenger RNA. It is a transcript of the gene RAB39A, whose product is annotated as RAB39A, member RAS oncogene family. The transcript is spliced from 2 exons. Gene Ontology annotation, cellular component: Golgi membrane. NCBI's taxonomy places the organism in Eukaryota, Metazoa, Chordata, Mammalia, Carnivora, Mustelidae. Gene Ontology annotation, biological process: Rab protein signal transduction. The record is from RefSeq and is a predicted model, not a curated record. Gene Ontology annotation, molecular function: GTPase activity; GTP binding. Bases 136 to 789 code for a protein of 217 amino acids.